Rattus rattus (black rat) is the source of this 565-nucleotide messenger RNA. RefSeq names its product neutrophil antibiotic peptide NP-4-like. The record is from RefSeq and is a predicted model, not a curated record. The transcript is spliced from 3 exons. Gene Ontology annotation, biological process: cellular response to lipopolysaccharide; disruption of plasma membrane integrity in another organism; defense response to Gram-positive bacterium. NCBI's taxonomy places the organism in Eukaryota, Metazoa, Chordata, Mammalia, Rodentia, Muridae. Gene Ontology annotation, cellular component: extracellular matrix; extracellular region. Bases 69 to 353 code for a protein of 94 amino acids.
GGAAAGAAGAGUGCUGUGUCUCUUGCUCUGCUCUCCCUGCAUACGCCAAAGGUCUGAAACCCACAGCAAUGAGGAUGCUCACUCUGUUCACCACCCUUCUCCUGCUGGCCCUCCACACCCAGGGGGAAUCUCCCCAAGGAAGAGCUAAGGUGGCUCCAGACCAGGAGCAGCUGGUCAUGGAGGACCAGGAUAUUUCCGUAUUCUUUGGAGGGGAUAAAGGCACUGCUCUCCAAGAUGCAGCUGUGAAGGCAGGCUUGACCUGCUAUUGCAGAAUCGGAGCCUGUGUUUCUGGAGAACAGCUCUCUGGGUCAUGUGGUCUCAAUGGCCGCAUCUACCAACUCUGUUGCCGCUGAGUACUAAGAAGAAGAAGAAGAUGAAGAAGAAGAAGAAGAAGAAGAAGAAGAAGAAGAAGAAGAAGAAGAAGAAGAAGAAGAAGAAGAAGAAGAAGAAGAAGAAGAAGAGAAUCCAUUUCUCAUAUGACUUGAAGGAGACUGUUCCUUGUACUAUGUUGUGUCCUAGACUCUUUUCUUUCUUUAUAUCCAAAUAUAGUUCUUACAGCAAGUUA